Messenger RNA from Lagenorhynchus albirostris (white-beaked dolphin), 546 nucleotides. It is a transcript of the gene CXHXorf65, whose product is annotated as chromosome X CXorf65 homolog. Lineage: Eukaryota; Metazoa; Chordata; Mammalia; Artiodactyla; Delphinidae. The record is from RefSeq and is a predicted model, not a curated record. The transcript is spliced from 6 exons. The coding region runs from base 1 to 546 and encodes 181 amino acids.
AUGUUCAUCUAUGUCGAACAUGGAGAUAAUCAGCAGUUUCUGGCCAAUACUAAUUGUUCUGUCCUCCUGUUGCUGCAAUAUGUCCGUCAUGAAGUGGGGGUGCCUAAAACAGACAUCAUCGAUUUGUGUGAUGCAAUGGGGACAAUGCAGAUGUUUUUCCUGAAGAAGACCCUUGGAGACUAUGCCAACAAAUUCCUUACAGCUCGAGACACCUACUACGUUUGCAGGGUGGAGUAUGGGUUAGCAGGAACUGUACUUCAGAAUGUCUACAGAGCUUUUGUGCCCCUCCUGAAGAACCCAGAUCCCAAGCUAAUUGAUGCCUUGCAUACACAAUGUGACCUCCUGCGGAGGGGUCAAAUAAAAAUGCUUAGAAGACAAGAAGCCAAGAAACGUGCUCGAACUGAAUCCUCAAUGAAUUUCCAGUCCAAAUCAUCAGGACGCUCAGAUGGAGGAGGGACCACUCGCAGUGGUCCACCCGUUAAGACCAAAGCGAACUUAACUCGUAGUAGGGAUAAAGGUCGCCAGCAAAAUAAAGUGACCAACUGA